UUGUAAUUGAGAGAUAUAUGGUAUAUAUACCACAUGCGGUGGUCUUCUUGUGACCCCCAACCAACGUGGAAAUAGUCAAUACUUAACAAUUUAAAAAUGCAAUCCAAAUUAGGACAAAAUAAACGUGUGUAUCUUUGUAGCCGACCAGGUAAAUGUAGUCCCGUGUCUUUGGAAAAUUUUGCCAUCGAAACCAUCGCAGUUCCAAAAUGCGAUGAUGGUGAAAUUCUCGUCAAGACACUCUGUUUAUCUGUGGGUCCUUACAUGAGAUGUCGUUUUAAUGCUGACUCCGGUGUAGCAUACGCGAAAUCCUGGGAAAUUGGUGAUACCAUAGAUGCAUCAGGUGUAGGAAUUGUCAUAGAAAGUAAAGACAAAUCACAUUGUUUGGGUGACAUGAUCUAUUUACCAAUGUCUUGGCCUUUUCAAAACUAUGUGAAGUUCAAUCCUAGUGCAAUGCUUUCAAAUGCUGAUCCAACUGUUGGCGCACAUUCUUUGAUGAAGAUUGAAAGUGAUGUCCUAAGAAAGCAUCCAUCCUUAAGCUUAGGUCUUCUGGGUGGAACAGGUUUAACCGCAAUACUGGGUAUCAGAGAAAAGGCACAUAUUACUCCUGGCAUGCAACAAACUGUGGUAGUCAGUGGUGCAGCUGGAGCUUGUGGGUCAGCUGCUGGUCAGAUUGCCAAGUUAGAAGGCUGUGGGAAAGUGGUUGGGAUCUGUGGCUCUGAUGAGAAGUGUGCUUGUUUGAAAGAAGAAUUUGGUUUUGAUGUGACCAUCAACUAUAAGACAACAUCAAACAUUGAUGAAGUAAUAAAAGAACAUUGUCCUGAGGGUGUUCAUGCUUACUUUGAUAAUGUAGGAGGAGAAAUAAGUAAUCAGGUUAUUAAAUGUAUGAAUGAAGAAAGUCAUGUUGUAUUGUGCGGGCAAAUUUCGCAGUACAAUAAAGACUUGCCAUAUCCUCCUCCUAUUCCUGAUGAUAUAACAAAAAUAUUGAAGGAAAAUAAGAUCACGCGUGAGCGUUACACAGUGUUGAAUUACCCCAACAAGUUUAAGGAUGCUCUGUCACAACUUGAAAGAUGGUAUACAGAGGGAAAAUUGAAAAAUCGUGAAACUAUCGAAUUUGGUCUACAAAAUGCAGGAAAAGCAUUUGUAUCAAUGAUGAGCGGCAAAAAUAUAGGCAAACAAGUGAUACAGGUGGACCCUGGUAUCUGACAUAAUAUGGAUACUUCCGAUACCACUUUGCCGUUUGAUCUACUAUUAGGUUUUUCAUACAUAAUUUAUCUUGAAAAAACCUCAUCUUAUACCGUGGUUCGCGUAGUGUAGUGGUUAUCACAUCCGCUUUACACGCGGAAGGUCCCAGGUUCGAACCCUGGCGUGAACAUUUUUUCUAUGGUUUUAUCACAGAAAAUCUGUAUAAUUAUCAACAUGGAAAUCUUAAAAUUUCUGAGUAGCAGCAAAGUUUUUAUUAAAUGUUUUUUAGUAAUUUUAAAA
Molecule: messenger RNA, 1482 nt
Organism: Xenia sp. Carnegie-2017
Lineage: Eukaryota; Metazoa; Cnidaria; Anthozoa; Malacalcyonacea; Xeniidae
Product: prostaglandin reductase 2-like
Exons: 4
Coding region: 97-1203 (368 amino acids)
Biological process (GO): prostaglandin metabolic process
Molecular function (GO): 15-oxoprostaglandin 13-reductase [NAD(P)+] activity
Source: RefSeq, a predicted model, not a curated record